Messenger RNA from Didymodactylos carnosus, 724 nucleotides. Lineage: Eukaryota; Metazoa; Rotifera; Eurotatoria; Philodinida; Philodinidae. The record is from the annotation of a GenBank genome assembly.
AUGAAUAUCGUUCAAAACUGCCUCUCUAAAUUACUUGGAAUUCCAUCAACAAGUAUAUCCGUAGAGACAGUUUUUGAUGACUUAGGUAUUGACUCUUUACAGGCGAUUACAUUUAUUGAUCUGCUGUCGCAAACUGUUGGAAAAGAUGUAGACAUUGACAUACUUUAUAAAUAUCCAAAUAUCAAGAGUUUUGCAGGGCGAAUCCAAGAGUUAACUACUGAUAGUGCUCCGAUAAAACCAGUAAUUAAUAUUCAAAAUUAUACUCUUGAUAAAACAGCAGGAAUGCCAAAAGUAUACGAAUCAAUCGGCGAAAAAUCAUUAGAAAUUUUAUUACAAUUUAUUUCAAGUUCAAAGCAGCGGUUGUUAGAUGAAUUGCAUCAAUAUGGCGCACUGCUAUUCUGUGGUUUUGAUGUCAUAACAGCCGAACACCUUUCAGGGGUUGUAGAAUCAUUUACUGUUAGUAAUAAGUCAUUUCUAGACUAUCGUGAUGGUAUAUCACCGAGAACACGACUUACGACAAAAGUAUUUACAUCGACGGAAUAUCCAAAACGUGUUAAUAUGUCAUUGCACAAUGAAAUGUCUUAUUCCACCAACAUGCCGUCAAUAAUAUUUUUCUUUUGUGAAAUCCCGCCUGUUGAGAACACUGGUCAAACACCAAUCGGCGAUUCACGAGCGAUAUUCGAAUCGGUUGAUCACAAUAUACUUACCGAAUUUAUUGAGAGAA